CGUUGACGUACAUUUCCGGAGGUGUGCCACCCACGAAUGCGGGAAAUAAAACAAAAUUAGGACAGAAUUUGAACCUAAAACUAUGUAGUUUGGGCGGUUAAACACAAUAUAAACGCCACCCAGAUGGAUAAGUUUGUAACUCGACACAGAAAAAGAUCAGCUGUAGAGACAGAUGAAUGGAAAACAGAGGAACCGCUCAAGAAAUACAAAGAAGAGUGUGAGGUGGAAGAGGAGUUUUCUCAGCCCAUCCCCUGGCAGAAGAUUGAAGCUGAGGGAUUGGACUGUGACUACAGUUUGCUGUUUGACAAAGAAGAGGCUGAUUACUUUUUCAACCAGCUAGAAGAGGAGGUGGAGUAUUUUACAGGUGACAAAGCUAAAUUACAAGUGUAUGGAAAGACGUACAGUAUUCCAAGGAAGCAAGCAACAUACGGCGACGAAGGGCUGAUGUACUCUUUCUCUGGAGUCCAACUCUUGGCUAAACCAUGGACUUCCACUUUGGAACACAUUCGAGAUGCUGUUACCAAAGCAACAGGCCAUAUGUUCAACUUUGUUUUGAUUAACAGAUAUAAUGAUGGUCAUGAUCACAUUGGAGAGCAUCGGGAUGAUGAACGGGAACUCGAUCCUGCCUGCCCUAUUGCCUCUGUAUCUCUAGGGGCUGCCCGUGACUUCGUUUUCCGACAUAGAGAUGCACGAACUGGUUCUGGCAAACGUCCGAUUGAGCCUGUGAAGCUGGAGCUGGCUCACGGGAGUCUUCUGCUCAUGAACUAUCCCACUAACACAUACUGGUAUCACAGUCUUCCAGUCAGAAAAAAGGUCAAAAUGCCACGGAUCAACCUCACUUUCAGACGCAUAGUGAAAAACAAACAGAAAACUGGCAUUAAAACAGAGUGAUUGUUCUUUUAGCAUCUUACCAGGGGUCAUGUUAGUUGUUCUUCCACAGCAUAUGUGAAAGCUGUGUAAAAAGCUAGUGAGCAUUUGUCACAUCUUGUUGGGUUUUAGCACAUUCAGACAUCUGUUGCACACUACAUUAUCAGUUCAUUUAAACAGUUUCACUUUUUCACAUCUUCAUGUUAUGAUUUAUUAGUCAUUAAUCUAGUCUUUAAACCCAUGUGCGGUAAAUUCAAGUUUGAUAUUUGGCAACAAAAUGCACUUUCAAGAGCAUUCAAAGGAAAUAUUUUCUUUUAUUUGUUUUUUGUUUUGUUUUUUUUAGAAAACCAAUAAACUACAUGUGGAAUAAAUAGGUUAGACACAACCAUACUUCUGUACAAGACAUUUCUA
Labeo rohita (rohu) is the source of this 1278-nucleotide messenger RNA. RefSeq names its product alkB homolog 2, alpha-ketoglutarate dependent dioxygenase (gene alkbh2). The record is from RefSeq and is a predicted model, not a curated record. The transcript is spliced from 4 exons. Lineage: Eukaryota; Metazoa; Chordata; Actinopteri; Cypriniformes; Cyprinidae. Gene Ontology annotation, biological process: DNA repair. The coding region runs from base 124 to 891 and encodes 255 amino acids.